AUGCCUGUCAAUCCCCACCUCACCAUCAGGCAGGAAAAGGUGGUCCUUGUUGGGGCCUCCUAUUGGUUGUGUUUCGCUUUCGUUUUUCCCUAUUGGCCCACUCCAUUAGGUCGGGAGCCCGUGGGGCGGGACUUAAACCAGGGCUGUUUUACCCAGUCAGCCAGUCAAACUGAAGUCGGAAGCCUGAGGGGAAAGAAGCAUCUACCACGCUGCUCGGGGAAAGAGUAUUCCAAGGGAGACAGCCGUUACAUCAUUUGUGACAACUUUAUCGUCUGUAUGGAGACCAUCACAGCUAGCAUGUGGGGACCACUCAGCCUGUGGGUAGUGAUUGCCUUUCUCCGCCAACAACCAGUUCGUUAUGUUCUACAGCUCAUAGUCUCUCUGGGCCAGAUCUAUGGAGAUGUUCUGUACUUCCUGACAGAAUAUCGAGAUGAAUUCCAGCAUUCGGAGAUGGGCCACCCAGUCUAUUUCUGGUUUUAUUUUGUCUUCAUGAAUGCCUUAUGGCUGGUGAUACCUGGAAUCCUCUUGCUCGAUUCUGUGAAGCAGCUUAGUCAUGUUCAGAGUAUGUUGGACUCCAGAGUCACAAAAGCCAAGAGGAAGUUAAACUAACGACCAGUGGACUGAACUGGAGGACUUCGUGAAGACGCACUCUCCAUUUGCCAGAAGAAUCUAAACCUGAUCUCACAUGUUGGAGGAACAAAGCGAACUGAUCUCUCAUAUUCAGGCCAGUAACCAAAAAAUUAAGGGCUAUAUUGGAAGUAUUGUCAGGGGCAAUUGGGAAAAAGAAUCUUUACAACCAGUUAAUAAAAGCUCUUCAAUCUAA
Messenger RNA from Dipodomys ordii (Ord's kangaroo rat), 823 nucleotides. It is a transcript of the gene Ebp, whose product is annotated as emopamil binding protein (sterol isomerase). NCBI's taxonomy places the organism in Eukaryota, Metazoa, Chordata, Mammalia, Rodentia, Heteromyidae. The record is from RefSeq and is a predicted model, not a curated record. Gene Ontology annotation, molecular function: steroid Delta-isomerase activity; cholestenol delta-isomerase activity; C-8 sterol isomerase activity. Gene Ontology annotation, biological process: cholesterol biosynthetic process. Gene Ontology annotation, cellular component: membrane; endoplasmic reticulum. The transcript is spliced from 5 exons. The coding region runs from base 1 to 609 and encodes 202 amino acids.